Molecule: messenger RNA, 1831 nt
Organism: Echinops telfairi (small Madagascar hedgehog)
Lineage: Eukaryota; Metazoa; Chordata; Mammalia; Afrosoricida; Tenrecidae
Gene: TECRL
Product: trans-2,3-enoyl-CoA reductase like
Exons: 13
Coding region: 71-1306 (411 amino acids)
Biological process (GO): very long-chain fatty acid biosynthetic process
Molecular function (GO): oxidoreductase activity, acting on the CH-CH group of donors
Source: RefSeq, a predicted model, not a curated record
AACUUUGCAAAAGGAACAAACUUCCAAGUGCCUCUAGUUGAUGUGACAGAUUCUGCCACUAGUUCACACAAUGUUCAUAAGGCACAAAUCCCUUUCUUCAGAACGCAAGAGAGAAUUAUUUUCCCAAGGAGGACACAAACUGAAAAAUGACCUGAAAAACUUUCACUCCUUGUCAAAAUUCGUGCUCGCUGCUGGAUCCCUGAAACCAACUGCAGUGAUCAAACAUUCAAGAAUCCCACACUUUGAGAUCGAAAUUCUUGAUGCUCAAACAAGGAAGCAAGUGUGUAUUGUGGAUAAGACAUCUCAAAAGCAGGAAUGGAGUGAAUUCCAGGAACUUCAAGUAAGAAGAGCUCUGCGCUGGACAAACACAUGUAAGACGGCUGUUGAAAGCAGCAGAGACACCAGUGUCCCCUCAAACAGAGCAGAGGGGCUGUGCGAACUUUCUAGCAGUUGUGUUUUCUUUUCAGCAUCAGCAAAAUUCCACACAUUGGCUGGGCUGAGUCCAAAAUGGUACCCUUCUCGUGUGGGCCUACAACUAGAAUGUGGUGGGCCCUUUUUGAAGGACUACAUAAGCAUCCAAAGUAUUGCAGUUUCUUCUAUGAUUACACUCUAUUUUACUGACCUCGGUCAACAAAUCAGUUGGACAACAGUAUUUUUGGCUGAAUACACAGGACCUCUGCUGAUAUACCUCCUUUUCUAUUUGAGGAUCCCGUAUAUAUAUGAUGUAAAAGAGAGCUCUAAAGCAUUGCGGCAUCCAGUAGUGCACUUGGCCUGCUUUUUUCAUACUAUACACUAUGUUAGAUAUCUUUUGGAAACCUUAUUUGUUCACAAAGUUUCUGGAAGACACACUCCAUUGAACAACAUGAUGAAGAGUUGCGCCUUUUACUGGGGAUUCACCUCGUGGAUUGCCUACUACAUAAAUCACCCAUGGUACACACCACCAUUGUUUGGAAACAGACAAGUCAUAAUUUCUGCUAUCAAUUUUAUGAUUUGUGAAGCUGGAAAUCACUUCAUCAAUGUAGUACUGGCUCAUUCCAAUCAUACAGGAAAUACUGCCUGUUUCCCAAGUCCCACUUAUAACCCCUUUACAUGGUUGUUUACCCUGGUUUCUUGUCCUAACUACACAUAUGAGAUUGGAUCAUGGAUUAGUUUCACAGUCAUGACACAAACACUGCCAGUUGGAAUUUUUACACUUCUGAUGAGUAUCCAGAUGUCUUUGUGGGCACAAAGGAAACAUAAAAUGUACCUGAAGAAAUUCAAUUAUUGUAUGCCCAGGAAAUCAGCAAUGAUUCCGUUUAUAUUAUGAUGGGGGGAGAGUAAUCAUCUCUCAUAUAUAAUGACAGCAUAGAAAAUCACUUAAUCAGGUUUGAUCACACAUACCAGACUAUUGUGUUCAUGAAAUUCACAAACAAUGACGUGCACUUACUGAACAUAUUUAGAAUUUAGAUAAAUUUACAAUCACAAAUGAACAUUGAAAGUAGAAAUUAGACAUAAAAUUAAUGGAGUAGAGCAGUCAACAUGUUUGAAAGUUGUUGAUGCUUGAACAAGGAUUUUUUUACUUUAUUAAAUACUACAUAGUAUUAUAUUCAUCACUCAAUGUAAUCACAUCUAAAAUGAUUUUUUAAGUUGUGAUAAUUAAGUCAGUUGAGUUGCUCACCAUAUUUUGAUAGUAAUCUAUAUUUUUAAAUUACACAGUGUGUAGCAUAGAAGUAUUAAAUGCAUUAUUCUAUCAGUUCCAGUUCAUUUGAAAACUAUAAUGUGUUAUAACUGAAAUACUAGGAAUUAGGCACAUAUCUUGCUUAAAUAAUCUGUAAAACCUCCAUUUUUACAA